Molecule: messenger RNA, 3366 nt
Organism: Apodemus sylvaticus (European woodmouse)
Lineage: Eukaryota; Metazoa; Chordata; Mammalia; Rodentia; Muridae
Product: histone H1.3
Exons: 1
Coding region: 44-709 (221 amino acids)
Biological process (GO): nucleosome assembly
Cellular component (GO): nucleosome
Molecular function (GO): DNA binding; structural constituent of chromatin
Source: RefSeq, a predicted model, not a curated record
ACUGUUUGUGCUUACUUUUUGCUUUACUAGCAAAGGCUAAGACAUGUCUGAGACUGCUCCAGCGGCGCCUGCUGCUCCUGCACCUGUGGAGAAGACACCUGUGAAGAAGAAGGCAAAGAAGACUGGCGCCGCUGCUGGGAAGCGCAAGGCGUCCGGACCCCCGGUGUCCGAGCUCAUCACCAAGGCUGUGGCCGCCUCCAAGGAGCGCAGCGGAGUCUCCCUGGCCGCGCUCAAGAAGGCGCUGGCGGCCGCGGGAUACGAUGUGGAGAAGAACAACAGCCGCAUCAAGCUCGGGCUGAAAAGCCUGGUGAGCAAGGGCAUCCUGGUGCAGACCAAGGGCACCGGCGCCUCCGGCUCCUUCAAACUCAACAAGAAGGCGGCUUCCGGCGAGGCCAAGCCCAAGACGAAGAAGGCAGGCGCGGCUAAGGCCAAGAAGCCUGCGGGUGCAGCCAAGAAGCCCAAGAAGGCGACCGGAGCCGCCACACCCAAAAAGGCGGCCAAGAAGACCCCGAAGAAGGCGAAGAAGCCUGCUGCGGCUGCCGGCGCCAAAAAAGUUUCCAAGAGCCCGAAGAAGGUGAAGGCUGCUAAGCCCAAGAAGGCAGCUAAGAGUCCGGCCAAGGCCAAGGCUCCUAAGGCUAAGGCUUCCAAGCCUAAAGCUUCUAAGCCGAAGGCCACCAAGGCAAAGAAGGCUGCCCCUCGCAAGAAGUAGAGUGGUGCGUCCUGCCUUAAAUCUCAAACGGCUCUUUUCAGAGCCACCCACAGAUCUCAUUCAAAAGAGCUUAACUUUUCCUGUUAUUUUAAGAACUUCUAUUAUGUCAGCUGACAGUUGCUGUGUCGUCUGAGCCAGUUCUGUUGUGGGUGGCGUGGGUGCAUGGCAUUCUGGAGCUUUUGGAGAUCGUAAUUUAGGGACAGGUAUCAUUUUUUAGCUCCACUGAUAGUUUACAGUAUUUGGCUUUUGAGUGUGCUCUAUAAUGGUAUUGUGCAGUUUCUUGGCGGGAGGUCCUCCCUUCUGGCGCCUAGGCGUGGCAAUGCACAGGGGCCUCUAGCAAGCUAAUCCAACAAUAUAGUGUCUACACGCCGGAGCUGCUCAAGUUUUUUAAGUACCUUUCCCCGUCCGUCUACAGACUUGAGAAUUAACCAAUCAAACAGCCCUUUCAGUCGUGGGUGUGAAGCAUUGCACCAAUCAGAGGUUGUGAUAUUAAGACUUACGUUUUUAGUACUGGGACGCUGGCAUUUUUUCCUGUCCCCGCCCCUUUGCUCACCUCAGCUGGAAUUCUCCUAAUAGUGUAAGAGGCUGACAUGUUUUUUUAAUUUUUAUUUUAUUUAUUUAUUGUGUGUGCUUGCCGAGCAAUUGUUAGAGCUCCGAUUUCUUAAAUACUUAGCCACCCUGGGAGAUUUUAGCGACUGAUCUCUUUUACGUGUGGAAGCUUUUCCUAAUACCCUGGUGCUUAAGUUUUAGUACAGCGAACACCAUUUACAGUUCUGCACAUCCCUUCCUCAUGCAUUAUUUUGAGUUUAUCUGUUCUCCCUUAUUUGGUCGUUAGAUCAGUAUUAGGCUGAGAACGUGAAAGAAAAUCCAUUUUGGAAGGUUUGGUUUGCAGUUUCUCAAAUUUGGGCAAAGCCAAACGAAGAAAAACAAACCAAAUCAAAAUGACUUGCACGAAGGUGAUCCAAAUUUGGUGGAUGUCAUUUCCAUUUCAUUAUUGAAAGUAGUAGUUUGUAUAUGUAUAUUUAUUUUGAAAGUGGGGGCUCACUUUCCGUUCAUCCUGACAGAAGAAUUCUAUAGAAAUUUAAUUGAGCUCCUGUUAGGAAGAAAUUACAUAUCACUUUAAAAAAUAUUUUUUAUAUUUGCGUGUGUGUGUGUGUGUGCGUGUGUGUGUGUGUGUGUGUGUGUGUGUGUGUGUGCACGUACAACCUGCCACAGUCUGCUCUCUUCCCCUAUGUGGGCUGCAGGUCUGGAGGCAAGCACCUGUUAUAAACCAGCACAUCUGUAUCCUUAGAAAUCUACAUUUCAGUCUAGCAUUUCCUUCAGAGGAUUGUGAGUAAAGGAUCUUGUAGCCAAGCCUGAAGACCUGAUUUCAGUCCAGGGAUCCAUAUGAUGGAAGAACACAGGCUCCUAAAAGAUGAUUUUUGAGUUCCAUAGGCCAGUGCUUGUGUAACUCACCCUUCUCUUCACACCUAAUCCAGAUAAGGUAAAGCUAUAUGUAAUUUAAGAAAUAAUGUAAAGGAUAGGGAGCAUCUUACUACAUUUUGAAGUGUCUGUGACAUCAAAAGUGUUUGCAUUAUAAGAAGUUUGUAUCUCCAAAUGAAUUUCGUGAUAUGAGUGUUCCUCUGUCUGCUCCUGGAGUUAAUUAUAUGAUGCUGCUGAAGAAUGCCCAAUAAAUACACAGGUAAAAUAUGAUCACAGUCACUACUUUUCUCAUCCCACAUACUUUUUCCUUUAAGUUUAUUGUGUUAAGAAUGUGUGUUUAGCUUUACCACAGCCAUUCCCACUGACUGCACAACAAAAAGGAAGUUUUGGACUGUUGAGUAAGUCUCCAGUGAGACAAGACCUGAUUUGGAUGCCAGUACCAUGUUAAUGCGUUAAUCCCAGGCAGAUGCAGGCACAUCUUUCUCGUGUUUCCCUCCACUUUUUCAAUGUACUUGAUUGCAUUUUCAACAUCCCAUGAACUGAAUUAGAAUAUUGUCUGAUAUUGACUGGAUUUAGAGAUUUAAAAUAAAUAUAUAAGUUAAAAUGUUUAUGAAUACUAUGGGAAUAUUUUUCUGACCUGGGACUCUAUGGUCUUACUUCUGUUUGUUUGUUUGUUUGAUUUGGAUUGGUUUUUUUGAGACAGGGUUUCUCUGUGUAGCCCUGGCUGUCCUGGAACUCACUCUGUAGAGCAGGCUGGCCUCGAACUCAGAAAUCCGCCUGCCUCUGCCUCGCAGAGUGCUGGGAUUACAGGCGUGCGCCACCACCGCCUGGUUUAUGGUCUUAUUUCUUACCAUCUCCCUUACCUGCUGAACCAUGCCACUUCACAUUGAGGAGUCCAUAAAAUUGAAAAAACGUCAAUAUGUGAAAUGUCAGUAUUAUUAUGUGUGGACGGAUUAGAAAAUGUAAGAAAAUAAUGAAAUGGUAUUUUUGGAUUUCCAUGCAUUUUUUUUUCUAUCAUUUCUGUGAGAUAAAGUUCUUGGCUAUUUAUGGAUUAUCUUUUUUCUUAUCCAUCACUGAGGAUCAUUGACAUGGAAAGUACCAGGAUAACAAAAGACAUGUUACCAAAUGUUGUAUGUUGUAGUUUUAUGUAGCAAAGGAGCCUUUGGGCUCCAACUUGUGGGUAAUUUAAACAUUUUGUUCUCUAUUAAUAAAACAAUAAUAGUGUCAUGAUUAUA